AUGACAACCCUCUUCACCCCCCUCAAAGUCGGCCGCGUCGAACUCUCGCACCGCAUCGCCCUCGCACCACUAACCCGGUUCCGCAACGACGAAACUACCCACGCCCCUAUCGUGCCCCUUGUAAAGGAAUACUACGCCCAACGCGCCUCUGAGCCUGGCACUUUACUGAUUUCAGAAGCAACCCUAAUCAGCCCCCAAGCCGGAGCAUACACUCACGCGCCCGGUAUCUGGUCCGAAGAACAGAUCGCAGCAUGGAAACAGAUCACCGACGCUGUGCAUGAAAAGGGGUCCUAUAUCUAUGCGCAGCUAUGGGCCUUGGGACGCGCAGCGGAUCCCCAGGCCAUGAGGGCUCAACCCGGCGCCGAGAAUUUUGAUAUUGUGAGCAGCAGCCCUGUAUCACUGGGCAAGGGCUACGAGACUCCCCGUGCACUCACCGAGGACGAGAUUCAGCAGUAUAUCAAGGAUUAUGCGCAGGCCGCAAAGAAUGCGGUUGAGCGUGCGGGCUUCGAUGGCGUGGAGGUUCACAGCGCGAAUGGGUAUCUCAUUGAUCAGUUCGUUCAGACAUGCGUCAACCAACGCACCGAUCAAUGGGGUGGUAGUGUCGAGAAUAGAUCCCGCUUUGCCUUGGAAGUGACAAAGGCUGUCAUCGAAGCUGUGGGCGCCGAUCGGACUGCUAUCCGAUUCAGUCCAUUCAGCGAGUUCCAGAAUAUGGGCAUGCCCGACGCCGACCGAGAGGCAACAUUCAGCUAUCUCGCUCGCGAAUUUGCCAAGCUCCACGUCUCAUUCGUCCAUUUGGUCGAACCACGCGUCAACGGAAACACAGACGUCGAAAACGUCUCUGGCUCACUCCAGUUCUUCCUCGACGCUUAUGCCUACGCCUCCCCCGUUGUGCUUGCUGGUGGCUACAAAGCCGAUAAUGCGAAGGAAGCCGUUGAAGUCCGCUACAAGAAUCUUCCCGUGAUUAUUGCGUUUGGAAGACCGUUUAUUGCGAAUCCGGAUUUGCCAUUCCGCAUAAAGAAGGGCAUUGAGUUUACGCCGUAUAAUAGAGACACGUUCUAUAAUGCCAAGGAAGCUAGGGGAUAUACGGAUUAUCCGUUUAGUGAGGGGUUUGCUGUGGAUGUUAAGGCUUGA
Talaromyces marneffei is the source of this 1131-nucleotide messenger RNA. RefSeq lists its product as uncharacterized. The record is from RefSeq and is a predicted model, not a curated record. The coding region runs from base 1 to 1131 and encodes 376 amino acids. NCBI's taxonomy places the organism in Eukaryota, Fungi, Ascomycota, Eurotiomycetes, Eurotiales, Trichocomaceae. Gene Ontology annotation, molecular function: NADPH dehydrogenase activity; FMN binding. The transcript has a single exon.